This is a messenger RNA of Lotus japonicus, 930 nucleotides long. RefSeq lists its product as uncharacterized. The transcript has a single exon. Lineage: Eukaryota; Viridiplantae; Streptophyta; Magnoliopsida; Fabales; Fabaceae. The coding region runs from base 1 to 930 and encodes 309 amino acids. The record is from RefSeq and is a predicted model, not a curated record.
AUGGCGUCAAGAGAAGAGACUCAGGCACCUCAGGCACCGAUCUCCAGCCAAGAUUGGAGGCGUCUGAUUAGUAGUAUUGACGAUAUACGACAGCGAAACGAGUAUCUCCAAGAGCAGCUAGAGUAUUACCGCAUUGAGCAGCAAGAUGAGGGAGAGCACGAGGCAGAGGCUGUGGCGGAGUUCGAACCAUUUUCAGCGGCAGUGAGAGAAGUUGUCAUUCUAGACAAUAUGAAGAAUAUAGUGCUGGAAACCUACAGUGGAAAGGCUGAUCCCAAGGAGCACUUGCUGUAUUUCAAUACGAAGAUGGUGAUCAGCGCCGCUUCUGAUGCGGUCAAGUGUAGGAUGUUUCCAGCCACAUUCAAAGGCACGACAAUGGCAUGGUUCAUGACUCUACCACGAGGAUCCAUCACGAACUUUCGUGACUUCUCGUCCAAAUUCCUUGUCCAGUUCUCGGCGAGCAAAACUAAGCAGGUGACGAUUGAAGAUUUGUAUAAUGUGCGUCAAUCCGAGGGCGAGACUUGGAAGCAGUACGUGAAGUGGUUCAGCACUGCGUCAGUAAAGAUAGAGGAAUCCGAGCCAAAUGCCUGCGCUCGCGCCUUUAAAAACGGAUUGCAGCCAGGAAAGCUAAAUAGUAAAUUGAGCCGAAAGCCAGCCAAGUCAAUGGCGGAGGUGCGAGCCCGAGCGAAGACGUACAUACUCGACGAGGAGGAUGCCGCUUUUAAGCGGAGGCGCGCGAAGAGAGAGACAUGUCACCAGAAGACAAGCCAAGCAAGGAGAAAACAGAGGGAAGCAGAAGACGGGACAAGAAGGUUCGGACUGGGGAAAAGGUACCGAGGGAAUCUUUGUAUCCCAAAAAGGAAAAUUUUGAGCGACGCCGGCCCUGGCAUCAGGCUGACCCUCGUCGCUGAGAGGAGGCAGGAAAAAGCUUGA